Molecule: messenger RNA, 1428 nt
Organism: Cutaneotrichosporon cavernicola
Lineage: Eukaryota; Fungi; Basidiomycota; Tremellomycetes; Trichosporonales; Trichosporonaceae
Gene: PBY1
Exons: 6
Coding region: 1-1428 (475 amino acids)
Biological process (GO): protein modification process
Cellular component (GO): P-body
Source: RefSeq, a predicted model, not a curated record
AUGACCCCCACCGCGACCCCCGCCGCGGACAAUGCGCGCCUCACCGCCUUUGUCAACUUUCCCUCGCCCUACACCCAGGCUCUACUCGAGCGUGCGCUCGUGGCCGUCCUCCCCGCGCUCGAAAUGAGCUCGGACAUCCCUAAAGAGCCGCCCAAAUUGCAGUGGGCAGACUACGACGUGCUGUCUCUGGACGUGCCGCGGCAUAAUCCGGGAUACCUCAUCUCGUCUUAUAUUUACCGGAAAGCACUUAUCCGGAAACAUCAGCUGCAUACCACGGUCAAUGAGUACCUGGCGAAAUGUCGGCAUCGGGGGAUCAAGAGCGCUCUGGAGAGCGGAAUGCCCAAGGGAUGGGUGUUGGAUAUCCAGUUUGCGGACGAGUUGGACGAACUCCUCAUGGACGACCUGUAUGAGUUGGAGGAGGUUAUGAGGGGGAAUGAGGGGAGGGCGGAGGGGGAGAGGGAGUGGUUUAUUCUCAAGCCGGGAUUCGCGGAAAGGGGACAGGGGAUUAGGAUGUUUUCGACCGAGGAUGAACUCCGCGCCAUCUUUGAAGAGUUCGAGCCGCCAUCCGAGGACGAGGACGAGGACGACGAUGAUGACGGCGAGAGGAACGACGACGACGCCGACGACGACGCCGGUGUCGGCGGCACAGCAGUGCUCACCUCGCACAUGAGACAUUUCGUCAUCCAGGAAUACGUCCCGCGUCCCGUCUUGUUCGACCUGCACGAGGGUGACGGUGCACAGUUAGGCCAAAAGUUCCACCUGAGAGCCUAUGUCCUCGUAACCGGCGCGUAUACUGUGCACCUCGCACAUACGAUGCUCGCCCUGUUCUCUGAUGCGCCCUAUACGCCGCCCAGGAUAGUCGAGGGGCAAGUCGACCUGCGUCCACAUCUCACGAAUACGUGUUUGCAGACUGACGCGUAUGGGCAGGCGGUCGAGCAGGACGACUUGGUGCGUUUGUUCUGGGACCUCGAAGGUAGGACCGCACUCGCUCGUGAUAAUGGGUACAACGUCAUGGGUACGGUGGAUAAGGAGUGGCUCGACAAGACGUUCACAAAGGUCGGGCAGGUUGUGGCAGAGGCUGUCAAGGCGGGCGCAGAGUGUGGAAGCUUUAAUCUCCAGCUUAUGGAGAAUGCCUUCGAGAUCUUUGGCGUCGACCUCCUCCUCUCGCACCCCGCCGACGCUACCUCCCUCGUUGUGCCCGACGUCACGCUGCUCGAGUUCAACGCCAGCCCCGACUUUGUGCAGACGGGCGACGUUCUGCGCCCAAAGCUCCUCGACAUGUUCAAGGGCGUCGUUCGCAUCAGUAUCGCGCCGUUCUUUGGCAUUGACACCGUUGGCGAGGAAAAGGAGGAGGAGAUGGAGCUCGGCGAGGACCGGUGGGGUUGGCGGCUGGUCGGCAAGGGCCAGGUGCGAGCCAGCUGGGCGUAG